Molecule: messenger RNA, 1812 nt
Organism: Ricinus communis (castor bean)
Lineage: Eukaryota; Viridiplantae; Streptophyta; Magnoliopsida; Malpighiales; Euphorbiaceae
Exons: 4
Coding region: 1-1812 (603 amino acids)
Molecular function (GO): zinc ion binding; nucleic acid binding
Source: RefSeq, a predicted model, not a curated record
AUGGAAGAGCCUAUUGGUAGUUGGAUUGCACUCAAAACUAUCAUGAGAAGGCGUUUUGUACCCAGACAUUACCAUAGGGAGUUACAUCAAAGACUCCAAUCUUUGAGGCAAGGUACAAGGAGUGUUGAGGAUUUUUAUAAGGAGAUGGAAAUGCUCAUGACUAGGGCUGAUUUGGAUGAGGAUAGAGAAGCUACCAUGGCACGAUUCAUUGGUGGGCUUAAUAAGGAGAUUGCUGAUAGGGUGGAAAAGCAACUAAAACCUAGAGGGACAACAAGGUUUGAAUAUAAGGGCACUUCGAGUGGGAGGCCACAUUGGUCUAAUUCUUGGAAAGGAGGUAAGAAAGGUGAUGAUAAGGUUAUUCCCAAUGACAACAAAGGGAAAAGCAUUUCAGGUAACAAAGACACAUCUAAACCAGAAAUUAACAAAGAAAAGAAUAGAGACAUCAAGUGUUUCAAAUGCUUGGGGCGUGGCCAUAUUGCUUCACAAUGUCCAAACAAGCGGGCAAUGGUGGCUAGAGACCAUGGGGAGAUUGAAACAGCAAGUGAAGAGAGUGAUAAUGAUGAUGAGAUACCACAAUUGGAAGACGGCAGCGAUGAUUGCAUUGAGGGUCCUAUGGGAGGUGAGCUCUUGGUGGCUAGGCGCACACUAAGUGUUCAAAUGAAGGAAGAUGAUACCUUGGAGCAGCAAAGAGACAACAUUUUCCACACAAGAUGCCAUAUCAAAGUGAAUAAGCAAGUUGUUGUACCUUUCACAAUUGGUAGAUAUUCAGAUGAGGCGCUAUGUGAUGUAGUGCCAAUGCAUGCUGGCCAUAUCUUGUUAGGUAGGCCAUGGGAAUUUGAUACGAGGGCCUUCCAUGAUGGCUUUCUAAAUAGGUACUCAUUUGUGAAGGAUGGGAGAAAAGUUACUUUGACACCUCUUUCUCCUAAGGAAGUGUAUGAUGACCAAUGUAAGUUGGAAAGAGAGAGGCGUGAGGCUGAAAAUAACAAAAAGGAACAUGAAAACCCAAGGGGUGAGAUUCAGCAUAAAGAGAAAACAAAGGCAAAGGGUAGUUUUUUGGCUAGGGAAAGUGAAGUUAGGCAUGCAUUUUAUUCAAGUCGGAUGUUAUUUGUUGUUACUUAUAAAGAUGUAUAUUUGAACACUAUUGAACUUGAUCUUUCCUUGCCGAGUGUGUUUGCUAAUCUUUUGCAGGAAUUUGCUGAUGUCUUUCCCGAGGAAAUGCCAAGUGGAUUACCUCCUCAAAGAGGGAUAGAACAUCAAAUAGACUUCAUACCCGGGGCUUCCAUACCAAAUAGACCAGCCUAUAGAAGUAAUCCAGAGGAGACAAAGGAGCUUCAAAGGCAAGUGGAAGAACUGAUGUCAAAGGGGUAUGUGCGUGAGAGCUUAAGUCCUUGUGCGGUUCCAGUGAUUUUGGUUCCAAAGAAGGAUGGCACAUGGAGAAUGUGUGUGGACUGUCGUGCAAUCAAUAAAAUAACGGUAAAGUAUCGUCAUCCCAUUCCUAGGUUAUAUGAUAUGCUUGAUGAGUUGCAUGGUGCAUGUUUGUUUACUAAGAUUGAUUUGCGUUCUGGUUAUUAUCAAAUUUGCAUGAAAACUGGUGAUGAGUGGAAAACGACUUUUAAGACUAAAUACGGUCUAUAUGAGUGGUUAGUUAUGCCGUUUGGGCUUACAAAUGCACCUAGUACUUUUAUGAGAUUGAUGAACCAUGUCUUGCGUGAGUGUCUUGGUAAAUUUGUGGUUGUGUAUUUUGAUGAUAUCUUAGUUUAUUCCAAGUCCAUUAAUGAUCAUGUCAUGCAUUUCAAAGGGGCUCGAGGUUGA